Molecule: messenger RNA, 973 nt
Organism: Alnus glutinosa
Lineage: Eukaryota; Viridiplantae; Streptophyta; Magnoliopsida; Fagales; Betulaceae
Exons: 2
Coding region: 268-807 (179 amino acids)
Source: RefSeq, a predicted model, not a curated record
GAGAGAGAGAGUGAAAGAGAGAGUGAGUGCAGAAAUGAUAGAUAAACAAGAGCUUAAAUCAUCAAGGAAGCCCAGAUCAGAUCCAAGCGCGCUGUGUUUGUUUUCUCACACGGAGAGCAGUUUCAAGAUCAAUUUUGAAGUCCAACCAUCUUGAAUUAAGAGGCACUACUACUACUGAUCAGCGCGAGCACGAGGCGGCAUUGACUUGUCGACCAAGCCUUCUUGUAUCGAUCCCCGGCCAGACUUGGACUUGGAUCAAGAAAUCAAAUGGAGGAGAACCCGCCUCGAGUUUCACGUAAAAAAGGGACCCACGACCACGAAGCCCCGAGAGCCGGACCCACAAGCAGGAAGAGUCGGCACAGUACUACUUUCGAUGAUGGUGGAGAUCAGAUCGAGUGUUCUGGCAAGCAUUGCCGGGCAUGCACUGCCGGCUUGGUAGCCGACUGCGUGGCGCUCUGUUGCUGCCCGUGCGCUGUGGUGAACCUUCUGGCUCUUGCGUUUGUGAAGGUCCCGUGGAUGGUGGGGAGGAGAUGCUUGGGACUGGGAAAAGAGAAGGGUCGUCGGAGGCUGGAAAGGAAGAGGAAAUGCCGGAGAAGUGAGAUUGACGACUGCGUGGUGGAGAGGGAUGGGAAUGCGAGAAAGAGGAUGGUAGAGGAGGGAAAAAUGGCAGAAAUCGCAUCUGGGUUUGGCGGGGAAGAGAGAGUGUUUGAAGAAGAGAAGGUUUGGCUAGAGUUGUACCAGGUUGGUCAUUUGGGUUUUGGGAGGGUUUCAUUCACUGGAAUUCAAUCUCUGGGUAAGGGUAAUUAGGGAAGAAAAAAGGGUAAAUACAUUGCUAUUAGUAGUCCUAAGUAAGCUUUGGCCUUAAUUGAUAGGGAAAAUGAAGUGAUUAAUUUUCUACUAUUCUGCAAGGACUAGAUAUUCUCUUCCAAAGAUAUGUCUCUUUGUGAAUUGUAUUUUGAUCCACUUGUUGUCU